Messenger RNA from Lathyrus sativus (Indian pea), 291 nucleotides. Lineage: Eukaryota; Viridiplantae; Streptophyta; Magnoliopsida; Fabales; Fabaceae. The record is from the annotation of a GenBank genome assembly.
AUGGCUUCCGUUGCCGGAAACACCGCGAGGUCGAUAUUCCGAUCAUCCUCCGCCUGCCGUACUGCAUUCCGAUUCGGUUCGGAAGCUAAAGCGGCUCGUUCUCCUUUCCGAAUCGCCUCCAAUAAACCUACAUCGCAAUCCGCAUUCAGGAGCCCUGUUGAGUUGAGCUUCUGUGUGGAAUCAAUGUUGCCGUUUCAUUCAAUAACUGCUUCUGCGUUGAUGACUUCAAAGCUAGUAGUUUCUCAACGCAGCUAUGGUUGGCUUCCUGAAGAUUGCAAUGAUGAUGUGUGA